GAGAAAGAAAAAGAGCGGAAAAUGAAGAAGGUAAAAUUAGUACAGCUAACUACCACCACUCGCCACGUGACUCACUGAACUACACUACCCACUAUAUAACCAAAUUUUCCUUCCAUUCAUUUUCAUUUUUUCACUCUCUUUUUCUCUUCCAACAACAACAACUCGCUCUUUCACUCACCAACCAGAAGGUACGUUCUCACUUUUCGUAACCGUUUCUUCCAAUGCCUUCUUCAACACUUCUAGAUCUUCACGCUAAUUCGAUUUCUUUCUUACUGAUUAUGCGUUUCAAUUCUAAAUUUUCAGUUUCGAUAAUUCUGUUGAGAUUUUAGGAACUUCUCGUUGUGUAUUUAGGGAUCUUGUUUAGUUUUUUUUUAGUUUAUGAUUUGAUUUGGAGUUACAAAUAGUGUUAUCAUUUUAUCAUGGAUCUUACGUGCAGUUUAGGUAGAUUUGAAUUUGGUGAUUGGUUGCAAUUUGGUUGGUUUGGUGUGUGUGAUGUAUCUAUUGUUUAUUGUAAUGUCUAAUGUGAUAUACUACUUGUGUAGUUUGAGCCUUGGAGGGAGUAGUUGUGGAUCUAUUUCAUUGAAGUUUUUCCUUUUUAUUUUUGAAUAUUUAGUAAUGUGAUUUUUCAUUUUCGAUCUUGUUUUUGUUGUGAUUUAGUUAGUGAAAGGUUUGGUGUUAUUUUUUUUGGCGUUAACCCUCCAGUUCCAGGGGAAGGGGCCCCGGUGAUCCAGAGUUCGUUCGUAAGUAAAGUCUAGCCAAUAAUUGUUCCCAUCAGGAAUCGAACUUGGAUAUAUCUGUUUCUAAAUCAUGGCAACCGGACAACUAUUCUCCCGUACGACACAAGCUCUGUUUUAUAACUACAAGCAACUUCCCAUCCAGCGGAUGCUUGAUUUUGACUUCCUUUGCGGAAGGGAAACACCAUCAGUUGCUGGAAUAAUUAAUCCGGGUUCUGAAGGAUUUCAAAAACUAUUUUUUGGUCAGGAGGAAAUUGCCAUCCCAGUUCAUGCUUCCAUUGAAGCAGCUAGUGCUGCACAUCCUACUGCCGAUGUCUUCAUCAAUUUUGCAUCGUUUAGGAGUGCUGCUGCGUCAUCCAUGUCUGCUUUGAAGCAGCCUACAAUUAGAGUUGUUGCUAUUAUUGCUGAAGGAGUACCUGAGUCAGACACAAAGCAAUUGAUUGCAUAUGCCCGGGCAAACAAUAAGGUUGUUAUUGGCCCAGCCACUGUUGGAGGCAUUCAAGCCGGGGCUUUUAAAAUUGGUGACACAGCUGGAACAAUUGACAAUAUAAUCCACUGCAAGCUCUACAGGCCUGGAUCUGUUGGAUUUGUUUCUAAAUCUGGUGGGAUGUCCAACGAAUUAUACAACUCCAUUGCCCGUGUAACUGAUGGCAUUUAUGAAGGCAUUGCUAUUGGAGGGGAUGUUUUCCCAGGUUCCACUCUAUCUGACCACGUGUUACGGUUUAACAACAUACCACAGGUUAAAAUGAUAGUAGUACUUGGAGAGCUUGGUGGGCGUGAUGAAUAUUCCUUAGUGGAAGCGCUAAAACAAGGGAAAGUGACCAAACCUGUUGUUGCCUGGGUUAGUGGAACCUGUGCAACACUCUUCAAAUCGGAAGUACAAUUUGGCCAUGCUGGAGCUAAAAGUGGUGGUGACUUGGAGUCUGCUCAAGGGAAGAAUCAGGCACUAAGAGAAGCUGGAGCUGUUGUUCCUACUUCGUACGAAGCUUUUGAAACUUCGAUUAAAGAAACAUUUGACAAAUUGAUUGAAGCAGGGAAAAUACCACCAGUGAAGGAAUUCACUCCUCCACAAAUCCCUGAGGACCUUAGCUUUGCAAUCAAGAGUGGGAAAGUCCGUGCUCCAACUCAUAUCAUUUCCACCAUUUCUGAUGAUAGAGGUGAGGAGCCAUGCUAUGCUGGUGUACCCAUGUCUUCCAUUAUUGAAAAGGGUUUCGGUGUUGGUGAUGUUAUCUCUCUUUUGUGGUUUAAGCGAAGCCUACCCCGUUACUGUACUCAAUUUAUCGAGAUAUGCAUCAUGUUAUGUGCCGAUCACGGUCCUUGUGUCUCUGGUGCUCACAAUACUAUUGUAACAGCAAGGGCUGGGAAGGACCUAGUUUCCAGUCUUGUAUCAGGUUUGCUUACAAUCGGUCCACGAUUUGGGGGUGCCAUUGAUGAUGCUGCUCGCUACUUCAAGGAUGCUCAUGAUAGGGGGCUUACACCUUACGAGUUUGUUGAAGGUAUGAAAAAGAAGGGAAUUCGUGUGGCAGGAAUAGGGCACAGGAUCAAGAAUAGGGACAACAAAGAUAAAAGAGUCGAGCUAUUGCAGAAGUUUGCACGCACACAUUUUCCUUCAGUGAAAUACAUGGAAUAUGCUGUUCAAGUUGAAACCUACACUCUCACCAAGGCAAAUAAUUUAGUUCUUAAUGUAGAUGGGGCAAUUGGAUCACUUUUCUUAGAUCUUCUUGCUGGUAGCGGAAUGUUCACCAAGCAAGAGAUUGACGAAAUUGUUGAGAUUGGAUAUUUGAAUGGGCUUUUUGUGCUGGCCCGCUCCAUUGGUCUGAUCGGGCAUACCUUUGACCAGAAGAGAUUGAAGCAACCACUAUACCGCCACCCAUGGGAGGAUGUACUCUACACAAAGUGAGAGGGUUUUCUAUGGCUGGAAGAAUGUUGCAAUGUUACAAACUAGCGAGCGAUCUUUUGGAAAAUCAUGCCUUUGAAAUAUGCUAGAAUGAAUUUUUUAGCUGUUAAAUUAGUGUUGUAAGAUGUUGAAAAGUCACAUUUCAUUCGUAAUUUGUAUUAAAUUUCGAAAGAAAUAACUCGGCCAAUUUUAAAAUUAAUUCUUGUGAUAAAUAUUCUGAUCUCUGUUCUGUUGUGGCUUUGAGAGUAAUGAUAUAAUAAUAAAGAAGUUGUUAUUGUA
Molecule: messenger RNA, 2910 nt
Organism: Trifolium pratense (red clover)
Lineage: Eukaryota; Viridiplantae; Streptophyta; Magnoliopsida; Fabales; Fabaceae
Product: ATP-citrate synthase beta chain protein 1
Exons: 17
Coding region: 808-2634 (608 amino acids)
Biological process (GO): tricarboxylic acid cycle; acetyl-CoA biosynthetic process; fatty acid biosynthetic process
Cellular component (GO): cytosol
Molecular function (GO): ATP citrate synthase activity
Source: RefSeq, a predicted model, not a curated record